CUGAAGGACCGGUUGGUUUUCCUGGACUCAGGGGAAUGAAGGGUUACCUAGGGCCAGAUGGUCCUCCGGGCCCGACUGGCUUACCCGGACUGCCAGGCAAACAAGGACGACAGGGUCAGAGAGGCUUGGUGGGACAAGAGGGACCCGCUGGACGUCCAGGUCCCAGGGGAGAGGUUGGACGUCCUGGACCACCUGGAGAGAGAGGGCCAUCUGGUCAGAAGGGAGAGUCUGGACUUCCAGGGGACAGGGGAACCCUGGGAAUCAAAGGUAUGCAGGGGGCUACAGGUGACCAGGGCAGGAAAGGUGACCCAGGGCCCAAAGGACAACCAGGGGAGUCUGGAAAUCUGGGGAUGACUGGUUUGCAGGGCUUUCCAGGGCCAAAGGGACCAGAUGGAGAUUUGGGAUUGAGAGGCUUCCCUGGCCCAAAAGGCCCUGUGGGUACUUUGGGAUUCACUGGACCUGUAGGCCCUGAAGGAUCGAUGGGCCCAGUGGGAAAACCUGGACUAAGGGGUCCAAAAGGAAGCAAUGGUGAAAUGGGGCCUCAAGGGCCACAGGGAAGUCCAGGACCCAGAGGACCCCCUGGUGCUCCAGGUCCAACAAGGCUGAUAUAUGAUCACUCAGCAGUCUACAGUCUAUCAGACUCAAAUGCUGCCCUGAGGACAGAGAGUUUCCAGAACACAGAGGUGAGCCUGCUAGACCAGAAUACGAAGAUACUCCAGACUCUGCGUUACCUAAGCAGUGUGAUUAAAAGUAUCAAACAGCCUCUGGGUACGAGGGAAAACCCAGCUCGAGUCUGUAAGGACAUGUUGGACUGUCAACACCCGCUCAAAGAUGGUUGGUUCUGGAUUGAUCCAAACCUGGGCUGUACUUCUGAUGCCUUCAAAGUCUUCUGUAACUUUACUGCAGGGGGACAGACCUGUUUGCACCCACUGGCCUCUAAUAAGGUAACCCAAAGAAACCGUGAGAUACCAGUGGGAACAGUACAGUAAUUGUUGGGACAUUCACUAUUUCUUCCAUGUCCGCUGAUUCUAUGAACCUUUCCACAUCAUCUUGCCUCUGUUUUCUUAAAUGCAGGAGAUGCUGUAAGAGGUUAUAUCAGUUUUUCAAACAUUUGAAAUUCUUGUGUUGUGGUUAUGAUAACAUACUGGCACAACUUUUUGUACUUU
This is a messenger RNA of Monopterus albus (swamp eel), 1166 nucleotides long. RefSeq names its product collagen alpha-1(XXIV) chain-like. The transcript is spliced from 13 exons. Lineage: Eukaryota; Metazoa; Chordata; Actinopteri; Synbranchiformes; Synbranchidae. Gene Ontology annotation, molecular function: extracellular matrix structural constituent conferring tensile strength. Gene Ontology annotation, biological process: extracellular matrix organization. The coding region runs from base 36 to 989 and encodes 317 amino acids. The record is from RefSeq and is a predicted model, not a curated record.